CCAGUAGAGCACUGUAAAAUCACUGUACAAGCGCAGUAAUCGCAGUGUGUUCAACGUAUCAUUGUACAGCUGUGUAAUCACUGUGUCACCGUCUUUGAUACAAUGUAACUGUUCUCUCUGUCCUGCGCGCGGCGCUUGAGACCUCCCACCACGUCGACGACGGCGCUGCCCGAUGUGUGUGUAUCGGUGUGUGUCAGCGUCGGGUUACACUGUUACCGCCGUGUUGUUACCCUGUUGUUACUGUGUUUCUCUCCGUCUCUCCUCUGUAAUCGGCUGAGACUCCGCGGUGGAAACACUCGGACACACACACGUACACCGUCUUGAGAGAAGAGAAAAAUUAUACUGUUAAGUGAAUGGGCAGUUUUUGCAUCUUUAUAGAGACAAAGGAUGAUUGAAACAAUGGACACCCAGCAUGCCCUGCAGGCUGUGGAGAGGCUCCAGGCCAAGCUAAAGGAGAGAGGGGACGUGCCUGCCGAGGAGAAGCUCAGCCUUCUGAAGUCUGUUCUCCAGAGCCCCCUCUUCCACCAGAUCUUGACCCUGCAGAGGUCUCUCCAGCACCUCAAAGAUCAGGGGGGCUCUACUGCACCCUCACUGCCAGGAAUCGGUGACGUCAGCGAUGCUCAUGGACCCGCACAGCCAAAUGGUGGGCAGUCGCCUCUGCUGGACCCCCCCUUGGCCAAUGGGACACUCUCUUCCGAUGAACUAGAGCAUAAGAUUCGCUCCAUGGCCCAGGGCCGAUACGUGACACACAUUGAGCUGCUCAAGCCGUCCGCGGGAGGCCUGGGGUUCAGCGUGGUAGGUCUGCGCAGCGAUAGCCAGGGUGAGCUGGGCAUCUUCGUACAGGAGAUCCAGGCUGGCAGCGUCGCCCAUCGAGACGGGAGGCUCCGGGAGGCAGACCAGAUCCUGGCCAUCGACGGGCGUCCGCUGGACCACACAGUCACGCACCAGCAGGCGGUGGCCCUCCUGCAAAAGGCCUUGGAGCGGGUGCGCCUCGUGGUGGCCAGGGGUCCUGUCCCACAGCUCUCCAGCCCUGUGGUGUCCCGGACGCCCUCGGCUGCCAGCACCCUGUCGGCCCACUCCAGCGCGGUGCAGAGGCAGCAGCACGUGGAAGUCGUAGAGCUGGUGAAUGAUGGAACGGGUCUCGGCUUCGGCAUCGUGGGCGGGAGGAGCACCGGUGUCAUCGUGAAGACCAUCCUCCCCGGCGGCAUAGCGGACCAGGAUGGGCGUCUGCACAGUGGGGACCAGAUCCUGAAGAUCGGUGAUACGGAGUUGUACGGCAUGGGCAGCGAGCAGGUGGCCCAUGUUCUGCGGCAGUGUGGCAACCGAGUGCGGCUCGUCAUCGCCCGCGGCAACACGGACGAGCCCGCCGCUUCUGUGGUCCUGCCAACGGUUGCCGAGCAACAGGGAUGUGAGAGUGAAGGUCAGGAUGCCUUCGACGUUGAGCUCACUAAAAAUGCGCAGGGCCUCGGCAUCACCAUAGCCGGCUACGUCGGAGACAAGAACCUUGAACCGUCUGGGAUUUUUGUGAAAAGCAUAACGAAAGACAGCGCUGUCGAGCAGGACGGUCGCAUCCAUGUCGGCGACCAGAUAAUAGCGGUGGAUGGCCUCAACAUCCAGGGCUAUACCAACCAGCAGGCCGUGGAGGUGCUUAGACACACGGGCCAGACUGUCCGCCUGAAGCUCGUGAGGCGGGGAUUCCGGCCGGAGGAGGGACCCCCGGAUGCCCCGGAGUCGGGAAGGUUGUCCAUCACGGUUAGAGAUCUCCCUGUGGACAGAGCACCAGAAGAAAACCAGCAGGAGUCAGACUGUCGAACUGUCGAAGCAGCUGCCAGCGAGGAUGAAGUCCCAGCAGAGGCAGGAGGAGGGGUUAAACUGACUGCAGCCGAAGAAGAGGAACUGAGGAACAAGUGGCAGGCGGCUGUGGGACUCAGCAAUGAAGUUGUGGUGGCGCAGGUGGAGAAGUUCAGUGAGAGCAGUGGGCUGGGUAUCAGCCUGGAGGCUGACGGCGGACACCACUACAUCUGCUCAGUGCUGCCCGAGGGUCCGGUGGGCCGCAGUGCCAAGUUCUUCAGUGGGGACGAGCUGCUGGAGGUUAAUGGGAUACCCCUGAUCGGCGAGACACACAAGGAGGUAGUGAGCAUUCUCAAGGAGCUUCCAGUGUGUGUGUACAUGGUGUGCUGUCGUCCCGCCCCCCUGCUGCAGGGCGACAGUGAAGCUGGCCAGUCAGGUGUGGAGAAAGUAUUCCCUGAGGCUAUUUCUCAGGUUCAGGGAGAUCUCGAUGGCUUUGAGGACUCAGCGCGGGAGGACGUGAAGGAGGGGGCUCCAGGAUCUGCUCUGGCCAUGUGGGAGACUCAGGUCCAGGACAUUGAGCUUGAGAAGGGAGAAGCUGGCCUUGGGUUCAGCAUUUUGGACUACCAGGACCCCGUGGACCCAAUGAAGACUGUGAUAGUGAUCCGCUCCCUGGUUCCAGAAGGGGUGGCCGACCUGGACGGCCGACUGCUGCCCGGGGACCGUCUCAUGUUUGUCAACGACACGAACCUGGAGGACGCCACGCUGGAGGAUGCGGUGCAAGCGCUGAAGGGGGCUCCCGUCGGGAGGGUCCGCAUCGGCGUUGCCAAGCCGCUGCCCCUGGACCUCGAGGAGGGCCUCUCUUCCCUGAGGGAUUGGCCCCUUGUGCACUUUGACCUGGAGGAUCUCGCCAAGGCCAGCGUGUUCCGUGCAGAGCUAGCACUGAUCGACUCCAAUGAUACAGACCUGUUGGACGAGAAGGGGUUUGAACGCCGGGACUCGGGGAAAGAGGAGGACACGUUCCAAGCGUCGAUGAUUGCGCUACGGGGUAGCACCUGCAGCGCCGACCUUGACUACCAGAUGUCACUGCAGUCCUCCACGCCCAAGCGGAGCGAUCAGGAGGGCCUGGUUUCUGAGCUUCCCCUCGCACCCAUGUCGGGACAUGAUCUCAAGGAGGAGCCCCUAUCCCCCUGCCAGAUGUCCACGGGGUCACCGCUGCCCCUAGCUGUUAGCUCGAGUCCAUCGCUGACAUGGUUCUCAGGUUCGGAGGUGGAAUUCUCUGUGGGAGAGGCCAUCCUGGAAGUGGGUGGCUGUGCCGAGUAUCGGCCAGCCCGCAGUGGCGGAGCCUCUCCAGAGACUGGUGGUGAGGACAGCAGCGCUAACUCCUCCCCAAUCGGAGAGGAGGAAGACGCGUACGUGGACACCGGCGCUAUGGAGGGGCUCGACAGGAAAGCCGUCACUUCUGGAAGCAGUUUUGAGAGGACAAUCUCUGUCGUCAAGGGCAACUCCAGCCUUGGGAUGACCGUGAGCGCAGCCAAGGAUGGUUUGGGAAUGAUCGUCCGCAGCAUCAUCCACAGUGGAUCCAUCAGCCGAGACGGCCGGGUUGCUGUGGGAGACUGCAUCCUGGCCAUCAACGGGGAGCCUGCUAGCGGACUGACCACUGCCCAGGCCCGCGCCAUGCUGCGCAGACACUCGCUCAUUGCGCCGGACAUCAGAUCUUCUUGCCCGGCAGACGCCGACUCCUGCCCCUUUUACCUAAUCGCUUACGUGCCGGCGGAGUACCUGGAGGAAUACCGCGCCAGCUUGAGCCAAACCUCAGAGGAGACGCACCUCUUACUGCGAGAGGUUCCCGAGUUGCCUGAGAGGGAGGACGGGGAGGGCGAGGAGAGCGAGCUGCAGAGCACAUCGUACAGCACCUGGAACCAGCCGCGUAGGGUGGCACUGCACAGAGAGCCAGGCAAGUCCUUGGGCAUCAGCAUCGUGGGCGGCCGGGGCAUGGGCAGCCGCCUCAGCAACGGGGAGGUCAUGAGGGGCAUCUUCAUCAAACACAUCCUAGAGGACAGCCCCGCAGGGCGCAACGGCACCCUGAAGACCGGCGACAGGAUCGUCGAGGUAGAUGGGGUAGACUUGCGGGACGCCAGCCAUGAGCAAGCGGUGGAGGCCAUCCGCAGAGCGGGUAACCCUGUGGUCUUCCUGGUGCAGAGUAUCGUCCAACGACCCCGGAAGGCCCCUUUGCCCUUCCUGCAGUUUAACCCCACCUGCGGACCCCACACGAGCACCACUAACUCCUCCACCUGCCCCUCGUCUGCCCCCCUCCAGCCUCCAGCCCUGGACAAUGGAGGGAAGGUCUCGACCAGUGGAGUCCCUGGCAGCGAUGAGGGGGGCGCCGGUCUCUCAACACUCCUCCUCGGCCUCUCCCCAACUAACCCUUUCACUCCUACUCCGUUUAAGCCUCAGGCCAACAAAGGCUCAGAGAGGGUGUCCCCAAGCAUUGCCCUGGCCCCACCCACUCUGCCUCACAUCGGUGAGACGGACACUGACACGCUGGCCGAGGUCCCAGAUCGCCCUGGUCAGGAAGAGGAAGAAGAGGAAGAUGAGUUUGGCUAUAGCUGGAAGAAGGUGGUCCAGCGCUACGGAAGCCUACCGGGGGAGCUGCACAUGAUUGAACUGGAGAAGGGGGCUGCGGGACUUGGUCUCAGUCUGGCAGGCAACCGGGACCGCUCACGCAUGAGUGUCUUUGUCGUGGGUAUCGAACCCAGUGGGGCUGCUGGCAAGGACGGUCGCAUUGUGGUCGGGGACGAGCUCUUGGAGAUAAAUGGGCAAAUUCUGUAUGGCCGCAGCCACCAAAAUGCCUCCUCCAUCAUCAAAAGUGCCCCAUCAAAGGUCAAAAUCAUUUUUAUCAGGAGCACAGAAGCCCUGAACCAGAUGGCCGUGGGACCUAUGAAGGACCUACAGAUGGAGCAGGAUGUUUGCGCUUCGCCCUCAGCCAUCGAUGUGGACAUGUCCAAAUCUGUCGAGCACGUUACACUUUCCAAGGACCAGGGUGGACUGGGAAUUGCUAUUAGUGAAGAGGACACUGCCAACGGGGUAGUGAUCAAGAGUCUGACAGAGAGUGGUGCUGCUGCAAAGGAUGGCAGAAUUAAAGUUGGAGACAAGAUCCUGGCUGUGGACGAUGACUCCGUCGUUGGACACCCUGUGGACAAGGUAAUUGCUCUGCUGAAGAAAUCCAGGAAUACGGUGAAACUAACCAUCUGCUCGGACCUCUUGUCCUUCGGCCCUGCAGCACAGGCUUCCGACACGAGAAUGCUGCUCACGUGUCACCUGGAUCCAGAGCCAAUCAGGAGCAGCAGUCGGUCAUCAACACCUGCUACCAUGGCAUCCGACCCUGUGACCUGUCCCAUAAUUCCCGGCUGUGAGACCACCAUAGAGAUAUCCAAAGGUCGCACAGGGCUCGGGCUGAGCAUAGUAGGCGGCUGCGAUACACUGCUGGGGGCUAUCAUCAUCCACGAGGUGUAUGAAGAGGGUGCAGCCUCCAAGGACGGCCGGCUCUGGGCUGGAGACCAGAUCUUGGAGGUGAACGGCGUGGAUCUACGGACCGCCACGCACGAUGAAGCCAUCAAUGUGCUACGGCAGACGCCCCAGCGGGUGCGGCUCACCGUGUACCGCGAGGAAACCCCGCCCCGGGAGGAGGAGCUGUGGGACACCUUCAAAGUGGAGCUUCAGAAGCAGCCUGGCCAGGGCCUGGGUCUCAGCAUUGUGGGACGAAGGAACGACACAGGUGUCUUCGUCUCCGAUAUCGUCAAAGGCGGCGUGGUGGAGGCAGACGGCCGGCUCAUGCAGGGGGACCAGAUCUUGGCGGUCAACGGGGAAGAUGUCCGCUCCUCCACCCAGGAGGCGGUGGCCGGUCUGCUGAAACGCUGCAUUGGACCCAUAUGCCUGGAGGUGGGCCGUUUCAAAGCUGGACCUUUUCAUUCGGAGAGGAGAUUCUCCCUCAGUAGUCAGGUCAGCGAAACGGGAAGCUACGGGGUGCCGUGUCACAGCCUUUCAGGGUCUGGGAGCCUUCAGGGAGACACGGAGAACCAGCAGAAAAGCCACGACUUGCUGGACCGUAUCGAGAUCCGCGCCGUUGAGUUCACUAAGGGACCGACGGACUCUCUGGGUAUCAGCAUCGCUGGUGGGGUUGGCAGCCCCCUUGGAGACGUGCCCAUCUUCAUCGCCAUGAUGCACCCCACAGGCCUGGCUGCACAGACACAGCAGAUCAGGAUGGGGGAUCGGAUCCUGGCUAUAUGUGGGACCCCAACGGAGGGCAUGAGUCACAGCCAGGCCGUGUCUUUGCUGAAGAACGCCACGGGUACUGUGCAACUGCAGGUGGCAUCAGGGGGUGAUCCUAGCGUGACAGCCCCCCCUCAAGAGCAGGCAGCCGUCGGACUUUCCCUGUCAGCCCUGACAGCGAGCAGCAUCUUCCAGGACGAGCUGGGACCUCCCCAGUACAAGACCAUCACGCUGGAAAGGGGUCCCGAAGGCCUGGGUUUCAGCAUUGUAGGGGGCUUUGGCAGUCCCCACGGUGACCUGCCCAUCUACGUGAAGACUGUGUUCAGCAAGGGGGCGGCAGCGGAGGAUGGGCAACUGAGGCGAGGAGACCAGAUCAUUGCUGUGAACGGUCAGAGCCUGGAAGGGGUAACCCAUGAGGAAGCAGUGGGCAUCCUGAAGAGGACCAAGGGAACCAUCACUCUCACUGUGCUCUCUUAGAACUGUGUGUUCACUCUCUCUCACGCGAGCACACACAUACAAACAUACACACACAGAACUGUUUUUUAAAUAACUAGGAAAAAAGAAUGUGAUUUUUUUUGUGUGUGUGUGAAUUUUAUGUUCUGCUAAUGAUAAAUUGUAUAUAGUGACGGUGUGACUCACUCACCGCACACAGUUACUAACUACUGAUGCAGCCUGGUGCAGUUAACAUUGACUAAGCUAGGACUGUACCUGCUCCAGUCUGACACUUCAUACCUUUAAGUUUACCGGUUUACUCCGCUUGGGUCAGUAUAGACUGACGCAGACUGAAUUGAGCUGAGCUGAACUGCUGUUAAGUCCAUGUAGUUUUAUAGCUUCUAUUAAUAAUGUCUUAAUUAUUUAGUUCUAUUGCUCUGUACAGGACUGACUGAACUGUAUUGAAAUCAAUGUAGGAAUUAAAAGUAUUCCAGACUUUUCUGACAGGCUCCAAACCUCAGUGAGAGGUGUCAGGGAUAACCAAUGAAUGACCAGCUGCCAGCUAAUGGCACGGCGAGAGGAAGACGUUUAUCACCCUCUGUCACAAACAAUCCUGUGGUGGCAUUCAGGGCAAGCGCGGGGGGUGGGUCCUCAGAAUCUGCAGGGGGUCGAUACCAGGCGUCCUGUCCUUUCUGAGCUGAUAUUGGCGAUCCUGUGGAAGGUGCCAGGGGGUCGAACCCCAUUUUUACUGAGCCGAAAUGAGCAGGAGCACAGGGCUGUGGGCUAGAAGGGAUCCUGUACCUUCCACAUUUCCCCAGCGGUUGGGGUCACAGCGGGUCACAGGGCUGCAUGAGACCUUCGUGAAUCACCGAGUAUUCAUUUUUGCAGAGUAUUCAAUCACCAGUGUUCAUUUCCCAUGUUUACCGCAUCCUUAGGGAGACAUUCUUUUAUUACUCAUUAGUCAGUUUAUCUGAUUAAACUAAGUGUUUCUCCAGCUGGAUAAAUGAAAGUGACCUUCAACAUACUUGUAUUUCAUUUUUGUACUUUAUUCCCCUAUAAAAUGUAGUUUCUUU
Messenger RNA from Scleropages formosus (Asian bonytongue), 7565 nucleotides. It is a transcript of the gene mpdz, whose product is annotated as multiple PDZ domain crumbs cell polarity complex component. The coding region runs from base 388 to 6537 and encodes 2049 amino acids. Lineage: Eukaryota; Metazoa; Chordata; Actinopteri; Osteoglossiformes; Osteoglossidae. Gene Ontology annotation, molecular function: protein binding. The transcript has 50 exons. The record is from RefSeq and is a predicted model, not a curated record.